UUCCUCGUCGUCCUCCCUUGAUUUCACUUACUGCCGCCUUCUCGCCUGCAGUUAUCGCGCCAUCGGGAGUCCCAAGCUCGUAGACGAAGAAAGUAGAGAAAAACCUUAAUUUCCCCUCUCUCAAGCAACGCUAAAGCCAUGAUCACAGGCGGUCAGAGCUUCGUCUCCUCCCCUCCGGCCUUCUCGCACGAUGGGAAGAAGCUGUUGGUCUGUACGGGCCGCACCGUCUCGGUCAUCAGCACCUCCACAGGCAUGCUGAUAACUGAACUGGAGGGCCACGCGGACCGGGUCACGUCCAUCGUGGUUGUUCCGGUGGCCGGUGCCGCGAGUAAGUUUGUGAGCUACUGCUGGACCUCGUCGUUGGAUGGAACUAUCUGUUAUUGGGAUUUCUCGGUGCCGGAGUUGGUAAAGAAGGUGAAGGUUGGGCUUCCAAUCUUCUCUAUGGUAAUCCCAAAUAUAUCAAGAAAUCCAGUUGGGAGCAAGGAGAAGACAUCCGCUCUUUAUGCAUUUCUCUCGGUUGAAGAUGUAAACAAACCGGCUGAUCAACACAAAGCUUUGCGUGGACAGAUUCAGACAUACAAUUUAACCAACUCACAUCGUGUUAAAGGAUUGUUAGCCGAGACCCUCAACCCAGUGUGCAUAUCUGUGAGUAAAUCUGGAGAAUACAUAGGUAUUCCUAACAACCGAAAACUUCAUAUAUGGAAGGUUCCUGGAAAAGAUUGUAAGUGUAAUGAAAUAAAAAAGAUCAAGCUGCAUCACACGAAAAAGUUGAGUUCUCUUGCCUUUCAUCCAAAUGAGAGAAUGGUGGCUGGAGGUGAUGUAACAGGGAGAAUUUUGAUAUGGAGAGGUUUUGGAAAGAGAAAAUUCUCAGAAAAUUUACAAGCAACUAGUAAAGGAAGGACUGCUUAUGAGGAAGAAAGACCUGGGGUGAGGGGUGAUGAUGAUGCAGACUCUUGCGCAACAUGGCAUUGGCAUCCAAGUGAAAUUAAAUUUCUCUUUUUCUCCUCUGAUGGAGCUUAUUUAUACUCAGGUGCGAAUGAAGGAGUUGUUGUGAUUUGGCAACUUGACACAGGAAAGAGGAAGUAUAAGCCCCGUCUAGGAUCCCCACUGUUAUACUUUACAGAUUCUCCCGAUCCUUCUCUUUCUUGUAUAUCUUGUGCAGAUAAUCAAAUACAUCUAUUAAAAAUGCCAACAAUGGAGAUUAAAAAGUCUAUUGCAGGAAUUAAGCUACCUUUCUCAUUUCCAGAUGAAUAUAAAGGCUUAUGCAGUGAGUUUGCCUAUGAUCAUGCUGCUGGGCUAGUUGCCCUACCAACGCAAGAUUAUUGUGUGCAGUUCUUCAGCGUACAUGACAACCUUGAGGUUUCCCAGGUGCAAGUAUGUGAAAAAAAUUUUCAUCCUGUUGAUGAUGUCACAAUAUAUGUGGCUUUGAUAUCUCUUUCCACUGAUGGCUUUGCGAUGGGCACGGUUGAUGUUAAGCUUCCUGAAGAAAGAUUAGGAGGUCUUGUAAGUCUAAAAUUUUGGAAGCAUGAGUCUUGGAUCGGAGAAUACUCUCUAUCAACUGUAAUAUAUGAGCCUCACAGUGAUGCUGGAAUUUCUGCUCUUGCAUUUCGUCCUGGCCAUGACAUGGCCGUGAGCUCUUCUUUUGGUGGUGACUUUAAGGUCUGGAUUCGUAGUUCUUAUGCUGAAGAUACAGAUCAAAUGCUUCAGAAAUCUGGUUGGAGAUGCCAAUCUGUUGGUUCAUACAAGAAGAAACCUAUGACCGCUGCUGCCUUUUCCGCUGAUGGAUCUGUUCUAGCUGUUGCAGCAGAGACUGUUGUUACACUGUGGGACCCUGAUGCAAAUACUCUUGUGGCCAUAAUUGGAGAUACACUCUCGCCAAUAACAAAACUUUCAUUCAUUGGGGAGUCAGGAUAUCUAGCAUCAUUGUCGAAGGGUUCAAAACCACAGCUCUCUGUUUGGAGCACAUCAAAUCUGUCAAUGUAUUGGUCAUACAAGCUUUUUGCACAAGAUGUAACCUGUAUGGCAGAUGGAUCUCAAUUUGCUGUCCUAGCUUAUCGUAAUUCACCAGAUGAUGCUACUACAAAAGAUGGAGAUGGAGUAAUAUUAUUAUUUGAUGUAGAAAAUCCAGUUCCUUUGGCCACAUGGUCGGUGCAGAAGGUGCGCUUACCAGCUAGUGCAAAGAGAGGUGGCCUCACUUUUCUACCUCCCAACCCAUCUUUCCAUGAUACCAAAUCUAUAGAGGGAAAAGACACUUCAUUGCUGCUAUACAUAAAUGGCGAUCAUGAAUACGUCAUCUUUGAUCCACAUAGCAAUGAAGAAAAUCAGAUGAGGAGGAAUGCUCAGAAAAGUCAAGCACCACCUGAGGAAGCAGUGCGGUUUGGAUAUGCAUCAAUCUAUGGGGAGCUUCCUGACUUCAGUCUGAAGAAAGAACAGACUCCAGAAAUCCCGUUUGUCCCAUCUGAAAGACCUUGGGAGACCAUAUUCAGUGGGUCAUCUCAUGUUCUUCCACCCCUCACCAAACUUUGUUCAGCAUUUUUGACAUCCUUGCUGGAGAAGAAACCAAGCAGCAAUGAGUGACGUUCUAACAUCUCCUGGUGUUCAAAUUUGCCUUGUGAGAAACCUGCAGAGCUCAUUGGCCAACCUUGCUGUGUAACAUUAGGAAAGCUGGUGGGUGGGAUUGACAACUUCGAUGCAUGUGAAGGUAAUGCACUGCAUAUCAAAUGGGUCAAAAUCAUUUGUAUUUUAAGAUGGCCACCCCUGUUAAGUGUGUUGUGGGAGCCUGAUGGUUGGCUUUGUAUCAUGUGAUGAAGGUAAUGUUGGUUGGAGUAUGGUAUUUUUUGGGAGAUUCAGUUUGCUGCAAAGGUGAGAAACCCUGGGUGGGUGGUUAAAGGCUCAUGUGGGUCAUGAAAAUUUUGUAAUUUAGAUGACAUUUUUUUGACUAAAGCAAUUAUUUAACCAUGUGAAAGUUCUAUUUUUCUUUUCA
Messenger RNA from Elaeis guineensis (African oil palm), 2983 nucleotides. RefSeq lists its product as uncharacterized. Gene Ontology annotation, molecular function: protein binding. NCBI's taxonomy places the organism in Eukaryota, Viridiplantae, Streptophyta, Magnoliopsida, Arecales, Arecaceae. The record is from RefSeq and is a predicted model, not a curated record.